Molecule: messenger RNA, 696 nt
Organism: Porites lobata
Lineage: Eukaryota; Metazoa; Cnidaria; Anthozoa; Scleractinia; Poritidae
Source: the annotation of a GenBank genome assembly
AUGUAUUGCAUCUAUGAAGAUCUCAGCUGCAGUAUCUUCUACGCCUUCCGUGACACCGGCAGCAAAAGCAGCCGAGUGGACGCGGGGUGGAGGCCUUCGGACUGUAGCUCUGGGGAGGAGGAUGUUGCUGAAAGCGUGGCAGAGUCCGCCAUAUCAAAAUUCAAUGCCGCCAUGGGGAAGCUUAAUGAGGUUUCUACUACUAGACAGGUCAGUCCCUUAACGUUUCAGUUAAAAACGACGUGGGAUGAGGCAAAAGAGCACGAGAAAGAAGUGUGCAUCGAUAAGGCUACUGAAGCCUGUAGCCUUGUGUGUGAGAUUAUAGCGCCAAAGGCUGCACAGGAGCUACCUCAGUCCUGUUGUAUUCCUGAUACAAAGGCAGACUAUGAGGAUCUUGUACCACUGAUGCAAGCCUACAAUGCUGCUAAGACAAGAAACGUGAAGACUCAAAUUCUGAGCCUUUAUGCUUAUAGAUAUCCAGCGAGGACACUUCAGAGGAUCCACGAACCAUUUGCGAAGCUAACAUCUUGGCAAAUCAAACGCGCUAGAGCUCACGCAAGGGAAUGCAGUCCAGGCUCCUUAGUAGAAAAGCCGCCUUCUCAUAGGGUUCGACUUCUCCCAGCGAAACUUGACCAUUUCUUAGACUUUGUUAACCACCAUACUUUUAUCAAGAUGUUGCAUUUGGUACAAGGAAACUGA